Molecule: messenger RNA, 7852 nt
Organism: Tympanuchus pallidicinctus (lesser prairie-chicken)
Lineage: Eukaryota; Metazoa; Chordata; Aves; Galliformes; Phasianidae
Gene: HOMER2
Product: homer scaffold protein 2
Exons: 10
Coding region: 134-1285 (383 amino acids)
Biological process (GO): G protein-coupled glutamate receptor signaling pathway; regulation of store-operated calcium entry; protein phosphorylation
Cellular component (GO): postsynaptic density; plasma membrane; cytoplasm
Molecular function (GO): ATP binding; protein serine/threonine kinase activity; G protein-coupled glutamate receptor binding
Source: RefSeq, a predicted model, not a curated record
CGCGGGAGGCUGCUCGGUGCCGCCGCCGCCCGGGAGGGAGGUUAUGUAAGGGGGAAGGGAGGCGGCAGCGGGAGGAGGAGCAGGACGCUUCGCCGUGCCGCCGGGCAGCCGCAGCCGGGAGCCGAGCGGCCGCAUGUGCGAAGUGGGAACCCGGCCGCCGCUGGCCGCCGAACGCGGGGAGCCGCCCGGGGGGGCCGCCGCCUCCGAGAGGUGCCGAGACAUGGGAGAACAGCCCAUCUUCACCACCAGAGCCCAUGUCUUCCAAAUUGACCCCAGCACGAAGAAGAACUGGGUCCCCGCAAGCAAGCAGGCUGUAACUGUUUCCUACUUCUAUGACAGCACGAGAAACAGCUAUCGGAUUAUCAGUGUGGAUGGAGCCAAGGUGAUCAUAAACAGCACAAUCACCCCCAACAUGACCUUCACCAAAACCUCGCAGAAAUUCGGCCAGUGGGCGGAUAGCAGAGCCAACACCGUGUUUGGGUUGGGCUUUCCCUCUGAGCAGCAGCUGUCCAAGUUUGCAGAGAAAUUCCAAGAAGUGAAAGAGGCUGCCAAGCUAGCAAGAGACAGAUCUCAAGAGAAAAUUGAGACCUCAAGUAAUCAUUCACAGGAAUCUGGGCGUGAAACACCAUCUUCCACCCGAGCAUCUAGUGUGAAUGGGACAGAUGAUGAGAAGGCAUCCCACGGUGGUUCUGCUGAGGCACAGCUCAAGUCUGAGAAUGAUAAACUAAAAAUUGCUCUAGCCCAAAGUUCCUCCAAUGUAAAGAAGUGGGAGACAGAGCUGCAGACACUGAGGGAGAGCAACGCCCGCCUGACCACAGCGCUGCAGGAGUCGGCUGCCAGCAUAGAGCACUGGAAGAAGCAGUUCUCAGCCUGCAAGGAGGAGAAUGACCAGCUCAGAAGCAAGAUUGAAGAACUGGAGGAGCAGUGCAAUGAAAUAAAUAAGGAGAAGGAAAGAAACGCACAGCUGAGCAGACGUCUCCAGGAGCUGGAAACAGAGCUUCAAGACAAAGAGCUGGAACUGGAAGAGCUCCGAAAGCAGGGUGAAAUUAUACCACAGCUCAUGUCAGAAUGUGAAUCUGUAUCUCAACAAUUACAGGAUGCUGAGAAUAAGAACAAAGAUCUUGAAGAGAAAGUCAGAACACUAAGGACAGAAGUUGAAGAGAGCAAACAUAGGCAGACCAACCUUAAAACUGAAUUAAAGAAUUUUUUAGAUGUACUAGAUGGGAAGAUAGAUGAAUUACACGAUUUCCGACAAGGACUGUCUAAACUUGGAGUUGACAACUAGAUGGCAAUAGAUUUUUGUAAUCUAGGGUCUGGAUGUUUGAUGUUUUGUUGGCCCCAAUCCAUGUGUUUUACAAAAUAUAACUAGAAUGUUCCACGUGUUUGCAUUGUUUUUGUACAUAGAGGCUGAAAAUUUGCUGUGGGUUAUUUUGGGUUUUUGUUUAUUUGUUUUCCAAACCAAUCGUGCUGCUUGCUCAAUUCUUUUGAGGUUAGAAACUUUCUAUGCUGCUGCUCCGGCUUUGUGGGGUUGGGAACAGGUAGAGGGUUCUGUCUCAGGAAUCUGGAACUAGAUCUACCUUAAAAUGAAUAUGCAGUUAGUUGUUGCAGGGAAAUUUAUAUCUUUCUUAAGGGCUGUUGCAACCAUAGAAACAGAAAACAAGUCUUUUUUUUCCCAAACUAUCAGCACCCCUAGCAACGUAUCCUUUUAUUCCUUGGCCAAGCAGAGAGAUUAGAUGGAGCUCCUGCAGUCUGUAAAUCAGCCUGGUAAAAUGUGCCUGUGAUGAGCUGCAGUCAAGUGAAUCACUUGACGUGCAUGCCAGUAUCUUUAGGGACCACAUCGAUCAGGCCUGAUUCAGAGAGUAAAAUCUAGAGGAUUUCAUAUAACCUUCAAUUCAGGCUGCAUGUGCUUGCUUGGGUCCAAGGCAGCGCCAAGACAACAGAGUAGAAAUGAAUUUCAGCUCUUACACUUCAAGUCACUCAUUACCUAUAGGUGAGGACAGCUCCUCUUGCUUGGCAUGGCAUCUCUCUUUGAACCAUCAUCUCAGUUUGGAACCCUUACUGUUCAGUCACUGCGUGUGCCUCUGAAAAGUGCACACUGAGUCUUGGGACCAGAUAUUAAUUUUAGGAGGGGACAUACUGCUGCUUUGUACGCAGUGCACGUGCAUUUCUGUGCACCUCUAUCACUGCUGCUCGGCUGCCACAGCGGGGGCACAGGGGGCGUGAUCAGAAAAGCAUUCAGGAGGUCAUAGGAAGCAGCUUCCUGCCUAGAAGAUUUGCAGGUAAUGACUGCAUGAAACCAAAACCCCUUUCUUUCCUAUGAUUCCUGUGUUCCUCCCUCAGGGGACAGGCGGGUGGGAGUUAGUCACCAAGUUAGACUGACAAAAAAAGAAAAGCCCCAACCCAAUCUCUAAGGCAGAAAAUGUAGUCUUUGUUUAUUCAGCAGCUCUAAAUAUGUUUUGAGAAAUGGAGACUCGCACCGGAUGGCAGCGAGGACAUCGCUGUGUCACCGACUGAUGUGAGAAGGACCAGAGAGGAGCCCACACUUUGCUUUUAUCCCUAGGAAUGCCGUCAGCUUCUUCAAUUUCUUUCUCCGUAUCCUGGUUUGAGAUUCUGUUUACACUGCAUCUGAAUUCAUUCAGGAAAGAACUUGUGAUUAUGGAUAUUUGCUUCUAUUGGGUGGAAGUUUGGUGAAGCACCAGGUGAGUGCAUUCCAGAAGUGACUGAUUCAGUAGCCACACUAUAAUGUUUGCAUAUUAUUUCUUAGGGACUUUUUCUUUCUUGGCGUGUUUCUAUUAUAAAAGUGACCUUUAGAAGAUGUGGGUUAGAGAUGAAACACGUGUUGAAUUAUUUUUGCACAUGGCUCUAUAAUCCACAUGCUGGAGAUGGGUUUUGUCUGCCAUUGUCCUAGGAGUUUUCAUUUCAUCCAUUGUGUUACCAUUAUUGCCUAUUGUUCAGACUGGACGUUUUGUACUCUUUUAAUCCUUUUAAAUGACACGUGAAGCUGGGACCUUUUAUAGUUACUAUGACCAUUUAAGUCUUAAAAAAAAAAUAAAUGCUGUAGGCUGUUGAAAUUUAAAAAUAAAAAUAAAAAUCAGGUACAUAGCAUGUAGGCGUGUGAAAAUUAAACUUUGCCAGCCUAGAAUAUUCAACAGUUGCAUAAUGUGGGGUUAGGACAGACUUCUCAAAAUUGAGAAUGACGUCAGAAACUGUGUGUGGUGGUGAGCAAGCAAUCUCCAUUUUUAGUCUUUCUAUUUGAUAGCAAGUCCAUGAUCAUGAAACAGGCAGCUUGUCCUGCUUCUCCUCUUCCCCCCAUACUGCUGCAGAGCUCCAUGUGUGGGGGAGCAAUACAGGCAGUCAGGGCUCCUGGUUGCAGUGCUCAUCAUUCUGCACUAAGGACCCUGCUCCAUCUCCUGCUUCCUUUUGUCUGUUAUGUGAUCUUAGGGCUUCUUGCUCUGGUUUUAAUAUAAAAUACGGUCAAAGGAGUACAAAAGACUGCAAAUAAAUGAUACUAUUGAGAUUAAUCCAGGCUUUUUCCAGCUUUAGUCAGAUCUGUCGCAGAUCCCAAAGCUUGAUUUUAUUCAUUAUUACAGCUCAGAGCCAUGUAGACCCGUAUGGCUGGUGAUGAGGAAUGUCAGCUCUAUAUCCAUUGUACAUGAGGCUGUAUCUCGCCUUGAGCACCCAUGGUCUCACUCUCCACACACAGGUUUCUCCCUCAGAGUGGUGCAUGGCAGGAUGCUACCUCAGCUGUGUGGCUGCAUGUUUGCAAAGGCCUUCUGCCCGGCUCCAAGCGCCGCUGCUGCCCCUCAGCCAUGCCCUGCCCCGGUGGCACCUGGAAAGCUGGGGCUCUGGGAACAGAAAUCUGCCCUGACAUUCUUUAGGGAGAGCGUCUGUCUGUCUUCCAUGCGCUCCAGAGAGAUACUCUUCUGACACGGUGUUAGAGCUGCUGGUAGUCUUGGUUUUUCUCUUGGUGCAGUGGCCAAAGUAAGCUGAACAGAUCCAGUAGAAGUGGUCAGAGGCAGAAAAAUGACUUGAGAUAAUUGUUGUCAAGGGGAAUGGAAUGUUUCUCUGGCAUGUUAGUUAGCAUAUUGGAAGAUGACCUUAGCCUAAUCGUUAGAAUGAGUUCAAAAUGAGAAACUUUUUUCACAACCAAAAAGUUUCACAAAGCAAAAUAACACAGUUUAACCUUUUCCUUUUUUUCCUAUUUGGCUGAAGCCUUAUUUGCUGAUUUUUGUCUCAAAUUCACAAGUAGUGGCAUUUUCCCAGAAAGUGUAUUUUCAACAAAAUUAGCAUUUGCCAGUGUUCCUUUGUCCAUGUCUAAUAGGCAUUUCCUUUAUGAAGUGAGCAAAGUGCAAGAGGAACUUACUUUUGCAAGGAGUUCAGUGCCACCUCUCACUUUCUAUACCCAGCAUUCAAAAUACUCUUCUUUAAAAAUGGCUUUACACUCGGGGUGCCUGGGCUAUGCUACUCAGGCAAUGCCUUUUUUAUAUUAAUUUAUAUUUUUUUUUACAGAAAAACAUCUGAUUUUACCUUUAUGUGAGGGAUGUAGGCAUUUUUUUUAAUUUUUUUUUUUAAGGCAGAUCAAUGAACUGAGUGAAGUGGGAGGGCUUCUGCCAUCCAUGACAUCCUGUCAUUACUUUUAGAGCACUGUGUCCCCGUCCCAGCCAGGCACAAAUGUCUCGGUGCUGUGGCACUUCUCUAUUGCCCCAUUUCAUUUUUUUUCCCUGAGGUUCACUUUCUCCCCAUGGCUGUCUUGUUCAUUUCUGGUCAUCUUUGGCUGCAUCCCAGCCCCCAGAGGAUGGUCCCCACACUGCUGCAGUCCAACGUGUCUUGUUAGGCUUUACAAACUAAACACAUUAAAGCUUUGGUGGCUUCUCGCAAGUACAGCGUUGUCUUCCUGAGCCUCUGGAUUAAGAAAAUAACACUGCUGUCAGAGUGAAGGGCUGCAUGUCUCAGUGUAUUCUAGAUGCUGAUUCCAAAGGGAAGAGGUUUAAACAGGAUUUAGGGAGGUGCGUCUGAUUUUGGUGAUUGUUGUGGCGGAAGCUUCAGUGCAGGAUGUGCCCUAUGCUCAGCCCUGCGCUGAUGGAGCACCAGAGGUCUGAGAUGGCCUUAGAAUGAGCAGUUCUUGGCUCCUGAAAUCUGUUGGUAUCCAAAAGUCUUCAGCAUAUCAAAGAUGGAGGGAGGGGCAAGAAGUGAAUAUCCAUGCACAGCUGAGUGGCCCAAGAGCCAGGCAGCUUGUGUCAGAACACGGGGGAGUGAUGAGGCUCUUUGGCACAGUUGGGUGGCUGCAAGGCAUAGAGCUGCCCUGGGGUUAUGUCUGACCCCCUGAGUUCACUCACCUUUGUGUUAAGCACAGCAGUACGUAGGCACAAGGCGCUUAACCCAGAAGCAGCUGCAAGCUGAGGUCCCAUGGGCACGUGCAGGCCUGAGAGCUCGGCGGUGUUCAUGCUGACCUCUAGGAGAUAAAUUGACCGUUACAUGAAGUUUGCAUGUCUGAAGUACUGGUCUCUGUGUUAACCAACAUAGCUGAAGUGAAACCCACAUUCAGGAGACUGCCAACAGAGUGACAGCCAUACUUCCCAUUGGGUUCUGCAGGCAGAAGGCAGAGUGGGGCCUCUCGCAGUCUGACUUUGUGCUGUGCUCUGUUAGCGCUUCUCUUUUUAUUUUAUGACAGUCUAAAUACACCAUCUUCAAAUGAAGGUGCCUAUGCCUCCAGGUUUCUUUUUUUCUACGUGUAUUUUGAAAUAGAUAGCUCUUUCCUUUCUGGUCAUUCAGUUACCUAAUAUUGGCACAGACAAGAAAGGCACAUGAGAAAAAUCAAUCCACUAGUGUAUUUUUUGUGUGGUAUUUGGGGGUUUACGUGUUUGUUUGUUUGUUUUUAACACUGGUCAGCAAUAAUUAUUUUAGCCAUAUACUAGCUAAAAAAAGACCAAUAAAGCAGGAUUUGUGAGCUAAGCUUCUCCAUUUGCAGUGUGCUGCCCAACCUGGGCAUGUGAAAGGGAGCUGUGCUCAGUAGGAGUGUUUUGCAGCAUUUUGUUGUUUUCCUUCCCUGGCCUGAUAGUGAUCACGAGCAUAAUAUUCUGUAAAACUCAUCAUGAAUGGUGAACAAAGCACAUUGUUUUUAACAGAAAUAUAUCCCUUUGUCAUUGAAAGUUCUUAGUGUGAUCUGCGAUACCAAAAUAUUUAGAUUAUUAUGAGACUUUAGUACUGAAGAUAUCCAUGCUCCCUGUUUUAACUGUUUCAAGUGAAGUUUAGUGAAUGAGAAUUUGUUGAUACACAACUGUGGGAAAACACUGCAGUGCUCUAAAUGUAUAUUUUUAUUUGGUUUUGUUAUAUUUAGUAUAUGAGUUAAUAGAAACUGGAGUGUUUACUACAGUUGGAUCAUUGUAAUAACAUCUCUUACCUCGUCGUUUUGUCUGCUGUGAAAAUAUAUUUUCUUUUUUUUUUUUUUUUUUUCAAAUUGGCCAUAGUCAAUGUUAACAUUUAGACUCCUAGUAGCAGUAAAUGCUGGGUUUUAUAUAUAUAUAUAUAUAUAUAUAUAUAAAAGAAAAAAUUGAUUUUUUGCUUUAUGAACUUAUAAAACUUUGUGAUUUUUAUCUGAUUUUAUUGUAACAUAAAGUUGUUUUACGUAAAAAUAUAUAGUUUAAGUAAAAUCUCUUGUCUCACUGUCUUCAUUGACUUCAGCAAAUGGAUAGUGUUUCCCUGCAGUGUAUCACGUGGUUGCAAAGCUGGACUCGAGGUAAUGCUGUCACAGUAAGAAAUGUGAUUUAGAUCUAUCUGUAUGCUGUAGUGCAUUAGAUACAUACUCUAAAAACCUUAUUUCCAUGAGGUAGAGCUUAGAAACCUUUGUUCUGCUCUACUGUUAGAACAGCUAGAGGGGGGUGCAGGGCUGUGCAGAGAGAUAAGUGCUGUACUAGAGAAGUCAUUUCUAGAUAUAUUGUGGUAUGAAAUUUGGGACUUAGUGCACUCUGGGUAAGACCUCUCACUGGAAGGAGGCUCUGUGUCGUUCUGCUGGGGGAUGCUCAGGACCAAAAACCUCAUGGAGUCUUGUACCUGGUGGAGCAGCCUUGGUGGCAGCCGGAACUGCUCUUUUCUUUUGACGGAUGUUUUUGGAGGGAUAAAUGGGACCCAGGAGUAAGCCUCUGUUGUUCUCCAUUAAGAUCCUGAGGUUAGCAGCACUCUCCCAGCAGAGGCAGUUUUCCAAGGUGAAACAGCUGUGUCCCACAGCCCAUCCCUGAGUGGGGAUAGCACUGUGCUGCUGCUACAGAUUGCACAUAAAGAUGCUUUCAGCAUCCUUGUGUUCAUCACACAGAAACAGUGUUUGCUGUCUUGGCAUUAACCCAGGCCUCCCCCAAGGGAUUUAUAAGGUUUGAAGAUUGCUAAAUGGAUGAGGCUUGUUGUGCCUUUGUUACUCUGGGUUACACGGCUGCAAAUGUCAGCACUGGGGUGAGCGGGAAGCACAGCCUCUCCUGACCUUUCUCCAGAGCUCUUCGAUCAGGAGCCAUCCAUAGCUCUGCCAAAUAGCUCAGUAAUCUGGGGCAGCCCCUGAGUAACCAGGAGAUGUGAAAGCGACUCAUGUGCACUGUAGCAGUUGUGGGAAGCACUGCUCCUUGCUGGCUGCCUGGCACCCUGGUGACGAACAUUCCCAGCAGACGCAGCCAGGUCAGUGAGCUGAGGUGUCAGGGAAAUCAGCUGCCGCAUGCCGAUAAUGCCUUCAUUGUCACUUUUGACUGGAUUCCUAUCAGGAAGCUUGGAGAGCCUCCAAAACAAGGAGAUGCAAGUUUCCACCGUUCAUUAACCUAGAGAUGAGUGAUGCCAAAUGGGAUCCUGGAGACUCUUGAAGAAAGGACCCAGG